UCUGCACCAAAGCACAAGUCCACAACAGAGAACCAACUAGUAAACCUUGUCCAAAUAACAAAUUCAGCUAUACAUAGCGACUACCCCCCAGAUAUCCUACUAGGAAUCACUUCAGAAGCCCAAACAACUACAAUCAACCAACUACUCAAAGCGGUCCAAAGAAAACAUACACCUACUACACUGAUCCUACAUAAAAUCAAUAAAGCAAUCUACAAAGACAUCUGGAUACCAAGAUGCCAAAAUGCAGCAAAUCACAACACAACACUCUUGACAUCUCAGAACCCACCAACUAUUACAAGCAACCCGGUUACAAGUACAGACGAACAAAAAACGAAAGUCAAAGAAACAUCCAAAAGAAAAGUCGAAAUAUGGUCUAA
This is a messenger RNA of Ambispora leptoticha, 377 nucleotides long. NCBI's taxonomy places the organism in Eukaryota, Fungi, Glomeromycota, Glomeromycetes, Archaeosporales, Ambisporaceae. The record is from the annotation of a GenBank genome assembly.